AUGGGGAACCCGCAGGAGUCGCUGCUGGAGCUGCACAAGCGGCGGAAGGCGCUGAGCGAGCCCGAGGUGCGGUACUACCUGCGCCAGACCAUCCUGGGCUGCCAGUACCUGCACAGCCACCGCGUCAUCCACCGGGACCUCAAGCUGGGCAACCUCUUCCUCAGCGACGACAUGGAGGUCAAGAUCGGUGACUUUGGCCUGGCCACCAAAGUGGAGUACGACGGCGAGCGCAAGAAAACCCUGUGUGGGACCCCCAACUACAUUGCCCCAGAGGUGCUGGGCAAGAAGGGACACAGCUUCGAGGUGGACAUCUGGUCCAUCGGCUGCAUCAUGUACACUCUGCUGGUUGGGAAACCGCCUUUUGAAACUUCUUGCCUCAAAGAAACAUACAUCCGAAUCAAGAAGAACGAGUACACUAUUCCCAAGCACAUCAACCCCAUCGCUGCUAACCUCAUCCAGAAGAUGCUGAGGUCCGACCCUGCCACGCGCCCGACGAUCAACGAGUUGCUGAAUGACGAGUUCUUCACGUCGGGGUACAUCCCCAGCCGCCUGCCCACCAGCUGCCUCACCAUUGCCCCCAGGUUUUCCAUCGCUCCCAGCGGGCUGGAGCUGAACGGGCGGAAGCCGCUGACUGCGCUCAACAAAGGACCGGACAGCCCUGCACUAGAGAACUUGCCCGAAAAGGAGGACGUGGCGGGGCUGCGGGAGCUGGGGGAUGCUGUUGACAGUCACUUGGCCGACAUGUUGGAGCAGCUGACUGCAGUCAACUUGGCCAAGCCCUCUGAGAGAGUGGCAGUGAGACAAGAAGAAGCUGAAGACCCGGCCUGCAUUCCCAUCUUCUGGGUUAGCAAAUGGGUGGACUACUCAGAUAAAUAUGGUCUAGGUUACCAGCUGUGUGACAACAGCGUUGGGGUUCUCUUCAACGACUCCACUCGCCUGAUCAUGUACAGCGAUGGGGACAACUUGCAGUACAUCGAGCAGAACAGCACCGAGUCCUUCUUCACUGUGAGGUCCUACCCCUCUGCCCUGAACAAGAAGAUAACACUAUUGAAAUAUUUCCGCAACUAUAUGAGCGAGCACUUGCUGAAGGCGGGGGCGAACAUCACCCCGCGGGAAGGAGACGAGCUGGCCCGCUUGCCCUACCUCUGCACGUGGUUCCGCACCCGCAGCGCCAUCGUCCUGCACCUCAGCAACGGCACCGUCCAGAUCAACUUCUUCCAGGAUCACACCAAAGUCAUCCUGUGCCCUCUCAUGGCCGCCGUCACGUACAUAGACGAGAAGCGGGACUUCCGCACGUACAAGCUGAGCCUCAUCGAGGAGCACGGCUGCUGCAAGGAGCUGGCCAGCCGCCUGCGCUACGCUCGCACCAUGGUGGAGAAGCUCCUCGGUUCGAAGUCUGGCUCGGCCCGUGUGAAACCCUCUGCUUAGACUUUGUUCUCCAUGGACUUGACGUUUGUGCCAAACUGUCCCAGCUGGGGAGGGGAGGGUGGUCUCGCAGGACCCUGCCCAUGCUGUAGCCUCCCGUCGCACAGCUGGGCCCCCAGCCCCACCUGCGGGUCUGGUAGCCACAAGGCAGCCCCUGACACUGUGGGAAGGGCGUUGGUCACCCCGAUGGGCACCCAAAGGUUUCUUGCUCCCCGUUCCUAAUAGAAUGUCUGUUUUUUAAUUGCAUACCUAGUUGUUUUUUCCUAACUUCCCAAAGCCAAAAGCCUGACUCGACAAAACCACCUUGUUUGAGACUCCUGGGCCCUCUCUUGAAGAGAGGCAGAACUGUCGUAAAUUAUUUGUACGUGUCUGUGCUGAUGCUCCAGGCUUUUGUUUCCUCUUGUAGAAGUUCAGGUAAGACCUUCAACAUGUCCAGGGUGAGACUGAGCAGUCAGCCUUUUAAUACUGAAACUAUUCUACGUGAAAUAACUUUUGUA
This is a messenger RNA of Athene cunicularia (burrowing owl), 1922 nucleotides long. RefSeq names its product polo like kinase 1 (gene PLK1). Gene Ontology annotation, cellular component: centrosome; cytoplasm; nucleus. NCBI's taxonomy places the organism in Eukaryota, Metazoa, Chordata, Aves, Strigiformes, Strigidae. The transcript is spliced from 10 exons. The coding region runs from base 1 to 1428 and encodes 475 amino acids. The record is from RefSeq and is a predicted model, not a curated record. Gene Ontology annotation, biological process: protein phosphorylation; regulation of cytokinesis; mitotic cell cycle. Gene Ontology annotation, molecular function: ATP binding; protein binding; protein serine/threonine kinase activity.